GUGACCUUCAGGUGGCCAUUCGGGAUGAUGGACUUUCUAUCCCAGAACCAUGGCUCCAUUUGUCCGUAACCUUGUGGAGAAGACCCCAGCACUGGUGAAUGCUGCUGUGACUUACUCGAAGCCUCGAUUGGCCACAUUUUGGGACUACACCACGGUUGAGCUGGUUCCUCCCACCCCUGCUGAGAUCCCUAGAGCUAUUCAGAGCCUGAAAAAAAUAGUCAAUAGUGCUCAGACUGGUAGCUUCAAACAGCUCACAGUUAAGGAAGCUUUGCUGAAUGGUUUGGUGGCCACUGAGGCGUCGAUGUGGUUUUAUGUAGAGAGAUCAUAGGCAAGCAUGGCAUCAUUGGCUAGAAUGUUUGAAGACUAGUCUUUAACAUCUGAUUAUAUUUGAUUUAUUAUUUGAGUGUUGUUGGACCAGGUGUGAUCAGACUGCUAUCUGAAUAAAAUAAGAUUUGUCAAAAA
This is a messenger RNA of Symphalangus syndactylus (siamang), 462 nucleotides long. It is a transcript of the gene ATP5MGL, whose product is annotated as ATP synthase membrane subunit g like. The record is from RefSeq and is a predicted model, not a curated record. NCBI's taxonomy places the organism in Eukaryota, Metazoa, Chordata, Mammalia, Primates, Hylobatidae. Gene Ontology annotation, molecular function: proton transmembrane transporter activity. Gene Ontology annotation, biological process: proton motive force-driven ATP synthesis.